Messenger RNA from Lampris incognitus (smalleye Pacific opah), 3701 nucleotides. It is a transcript of the gene phka2, whose product is annotated as phosphorylase kinase, alpha 2 (liver). The record is from RefSeq and is a predicted model, not a curated record. NCBI's taxonomy places the organism in Eukaryota, Metazoa, Chordata, Actinopteri, Lampriformes, Lampridae. Gene Ontology annotation, cellular component: phosphorylase kinase complex. Bases 6 to 3677 code for a protein of 1223 amino acids. Gene Ontology annotation, molecular function: calmodulin binding. The transcript has 31 exons. Gene Ontology annotation, biological process: glycogen metabolic process.
UGAGGAUGAGGAGCCGCAGUAACUCGGGAGUAAGACUGGACGGUUAUGCAAGGCUUGUCCAAGAGACCAUCCUAUGUCACCAGAACCCUGUGACAGGGUUACUGCCAGCCAGUGCCCAGCAGAAGGAUGCAUGGGUGAGGGAUAAUGUUUAUAGUGUCCUAGCUGUGUGGGGACUGGGCAUGGCCUACCGGAAGAAUGCAGACCGAGACGAAGACAAGGCCAAGGCUUAUGAAUUGGAACAGAGUGUGGUGAAACUGAUGCAGGGGCUCUUACAGUGCAUGAUGAGACAGGUGGCCAAGGUGGAGAAGUUCAAACACACCCAGAGUACAAAGGACUGUCUGCAUGCCAAAUACCAUACUCCCACCUGUGCCACAGUGGUAGGAGAUGACCAGUGGGGCCAUCUACAGGUGGAUGCCACCUCUAUUUACCUACUUUUACUGGCACAGAUGACUGCAUCAGGCCUACAAAUCAUCUCAAACCUGGAUGAGGUAGCCUUCAUCCAGAACCUGGUGUUCUACAUAGAGGCUGCCUACAAAGUAGCAGAUUAUGGAAUGUGGGAGCGUGGAGAUAAGACCAACCAAGGCAUUCCUGAACUCAACGGCAGCUCUGUGGGCAUGGCUAAGGCCGCAUUGGAAGCCAUUGAUGAAUUAGAUCUAUUUGGGGCCCAUGGAGGGCCAAAGUCAGUCAUCCAUGUUCUGCCUGAUGAGGUGGAGCACUGUCAGUCCAUCCUGUGCUCCAUGCUGCCGAGGGCCUCUACCUCAAAAGAGAUUGACGCUGGUCUUCUGUCAGUCAUCUCCUUCCCUGCCUUCGCUGUUGAGGAUGCUGACCUGGUGGCGGUCACUAAGUCUCAGAUCAUAAACAAACUACAGGGUCGAUAUGGCUGCUGUCGCUUCAUCAGGGAUGGAUAUUGUUGUCCUAGAGAGGAUCCAACCCGUUUGCACUACGACCCAUCAGAGCUAAAGCUGUUUGAGAAUAUUGAGUGUGAGUGGCCUGUGUUUUGGACAUACCUCAUUCUUGAUGGCAUCUUUACUGGCGACCAAGUCCAGGUGCAGGAGUACCGUGAGGCGCUGGAGGGCAUUCUGAUUAGAGGGAAGAACGGCAUCAGACUCGUGCCUGAACUCUAUGUUGUGCCACAUGAAAAGGUGGAAGAGGAGUACAGCAGUCCUCACACAGUGGAGCGAGUGGCCAUGGGGCAACUGCCUCAUAUGUGGGGACAGUCCCUUUACAUCUUAGGCUGUCUUUUGGCUGAGGGUUUCCUGGCACCAGGAGAGAUAGACCCACUCAACAGAAGAUUCUCUAUGAACUUCAAGCCAGAUGUUGUGGUACAAGUUUGUGUCCUAGCAGAGUCAGAGGAGAUCCAGAAUUUGCUGAGUGACCAGGGGCUCACUGUCCAGACAGUGUUGGGGGUUCUUCCCAUCAAAGUCAUGCCAGCGCGUAUCCUCAGUCAUAUCUAUGUCAAACUGGGUAACUGUAAGAAACUAAAUUUGAGUGGGAGGCCCUACAGACACAUUGGAGUUCUGGGAACAUCCAAGUUCUAUGAGAUCAGAAACCGCAGUUAUACGUUCACCCCACAGUUUUUGGAUCAGCACCAUUUCUACCUGGCACUGGACAACCAGAUGAUUGUGGAGAUGCUGCGUACCGAGCUGGCGUAUCUCUCUUCUUGCUGGAGAAUGACUGGAAGGCCCAUGCUCACCUUCCCCAUUACAAGCAGCAUGUUGGCUGACGAUGGUGAAGGGAUUGAUCCUUGUAUUCUGGCAACCCUAAGAAAACUACAAGAUGGCUACUUUGCAGGCGCCAGGGUGAAGAUGUCAGACCUCUCAAGUUUCCAGACAACUUCCUUUCAUACUCAGCUCAGUUUCCUUGAUGAAGAGACUGAUGAGAGCUUACUGGAUGAGGAAGAGGAGGACCAUGAAGAUGGUGAAGAGGAUGACAACAUAUGUGGAUCGUCAGAGGGCAUGUUUAACCAGUACCUCACCAAGAUGCUUCAUAGUACUACUACAAAUUGCCAUCUCCCUCCCAUCCAGAGGGGGCAGCACCAUGUCUUUAGUGCUGAACAUACCACCAGAGAUAUCCUGUCUCUCAUGGCCCAGGUUCAGGGUCUUAACAUGCCCAAGUCAUCCUUGUAUCUCCCAGUGACACCUGUGAUGAACAAACAUCGCAAAUCUCUAAAUCUACUUGAAGUUCCCCAUCCUUGCAUUUCCAAGUCCCACAGUGCUGCCGAUCUGCACCUGCCCAGAGAUUCCCAGGGGAACACUGACUUUGCAGGGCUUGUUGGACAACUGAGAGAAUGUCCCACCCUGCAGGACCAGGCUGACAUCCUCUACAUUCUCUUUGUCAUGAAAGGAGGUGAUUGGCUGGUUGAGGUGUCAGGUCCUGGCCAGGGUGGAGCUAGUGUACGCUGUCUGCUGGAGGAGUUAUAUGUGCAGGCUGGAGCCUGUAAGGAGUGGGGCCUCAUCCGAUACAUCUCUGGGAUACUACGCAAGAGGGUGGAGGUCCUAGCUGAGGCUUGCACAGAUCUAAUUUCCCAUCACAAGCAGCUGACAGUAGGUCUACCUCCUCAGCCCAGAGAGAGGGUUAUUACUGCGCCACUUCCUCCUGAAGAGCUGAACACGCUCAUUUAUGAAGCCAGCGGUCAGGACAUCAGUAUCGCUGUUCUCACUCAGGAGAUCAUGGUCUAUCUAGCCAUGUACGUGCGUUCCCAGCCCGCUUUAUUUGGGGACAUGCUCAGGCUCAGGAUAGGCCUUAUCAUGCAAGUGAUGGCCACUGAGCUGGCUCGCAGCCUUCACUGCUCUGGUGAGGAGGCCUCCGAGAGCUUGAUGAGCCUGAGUCCGUUUGACAUGAAGAACUUGCUGCACCACAUCCUCAGUGGCAAGGAAUUUGGAGUGGAGAGGAGCAUGCGCCCUAUCCAGUCAAUAACUGCCAGUCCUGCAAUAUCCAUUCAUGAACUGGGACACACCGGAGCCACCAAGACUGAACGCACCGGCAUACGCAAGCUCAAGAGCGAAAUCAAACAGAUCUUUGCCGGCGGUCUUUCUGUCAGUAGCAAUGUCACUUCUCCUCGUUCAACGCGUUGCAGCAGCCCCUCCACCCCCAGUGGUAUCCUGUCCCCAGUGGGUACUGGUCCAGGUGAUGGCCAGCUUCAAUGGGAGGAGAGACAGGGCCAGUGGCUGAGGAGGCGCAGGCUGGAUGGGGCUAUCAACAGAGUACCAAUGGGUUUCUACCAGAAAGUCUGGAAGAUCCUACAAAAGUGCCAUGGCCUGUCCAUCGAUGGCUACGUCUUGCCUUCCUCGACCACCAGAGAGAUGACAAAGGAGGAGAUCAAGUUUGCUGUGCAGGUGGAGACAGUCCUGAACCAUGUCCCUCAACCAGAGUACCGGCAGCUGCUGGUGGAGACUGUUAUGGUUUUGGGUCUGGUGGCUGAAGUGGAUGUGGACAACAUUGGUGCCAUCAUUCACAUAGACCGCAUCCUACACAUGGCCAAUGACCUUUUCUUCCAUGACCAGAAAUCCCACUGUGCCAGCGAUUAUUUUAUGGAGAAGGAUCCAGCCACCGGCAUCUGCAACUUUUUCUACGAUAGCGCCCCCAGUGGCUGCUAUGGCACCAUGACCUAUCUGUCCAAGGCUGUAGUUACUUACAUACAGGACUUCCUACCCAGUUCUAGUUGCCUGAUGCAGUGAGAGACCAGCCUAGCAGAUGUAAUU